Messenger RNA from Thecamonas trahens ATCC 50062, 726 nucleotides. RefSeq names its product peptidyl-prolyl cis-trans isomerase. The transcript is spliced from 2 exons. The record is from RefSeq and is a predicted model, not a curated record. Gene Ontology annotation, molecular function: peptidyl-prolyl cis-trans isomerase activity. Bases 31 to 651 code for a protein of 206 amino acids. Gene Ontology annotation, biological process: protein peptidyl-prolyl isomerization. NCBI's taxonomy places the organism in Eukaryota, Apusomonadida, Apusomonadidae.
CCCCCCCCCUACCCCCUGGGCACCCACACCAUGCAUCACCUUCUUCCUCUCUUCGCCAUCCUGGCCCUCCUUGCGGCCUCUGCAGCCGCCACCGCUCCGGCCAAGUACUCGGUCGAGUUCCACACCACGGUCAACAACAACUCGUCGUUCCUUCUCGAGGUCAACCGGGCGGAUGCGCCGCUCGGCGCUGACCGGCUGUGGGAGCUUGUGACGCUCGGCUCGCCAGCCGGCUCGGCUUCGUACUACGACCUCAACGGGUUCUUCCGUGUCGUCCCGCAGUUUGUGGUUCAGUUUGGCAUCUCGGGCUCACCGGCCGUCUCCAAGGAGUGGAUGAACAAGGAGAUCAAGGACGAUCCGGUCAAGCUCUCCAACACCCGCGGCGUGCUCUCCUACGCUGCCGCCGGGCCCAACACCCGCACCACCCAGCUGUUCAUUAACUUUGCCGACAACUCGCGCCUUGACGGCAUGGGCUUUGCCGGCAUCGGUACCGUCACCCAGGGUAUGGAUGUCGUUGACGCCAUCUACGCCGGCUACCAGCAGGAGCCGAACCAGGAGCUCAUCUACUCCCAGGGCAACGCCUAUCUCCACAGCAACUUCCCCAAGCUUGACUACAUCAUCUCCACCACCGCCAAGGACCUCUCCCUGGCUUGAGCAUCCUGCAUCAGCGCCACCCACGUUGCCCCCCAAAAAACCAAGAAAAGAGAAAGAAGGAGAAAAUCGCCAAAC